Molecule: messenger RNA, 4856 nt
Organism: Mus musculus (house mouse)
Lineage: Eukaryota; Metazoa; Chordata; Mammalia; Rodentia; Muridae
Gene: Nkiras1
Product: NFKB inhibitor interacting Ras-like protein 1
Exons: 5
Coding region: 554-1042 (162 amino acids)
Biological process (GO): negative regulation of canonical NF-kappaB signal transduction
Cellular component (GO): cytosol; cytoplasm
Molecular function (GO): GTP binding; GTPase activity
Source: RefSeq, marked validated
GCUUCCGGAUGCUCUCCCAAGCUCUCAGCAGUGCUCCUGAGCUGCCAAGGCUGCGGAAAGUGAGAGGCGGCGAGUUUGCUUACGUCACGUCAAGGGGCCGGAGGAAGCAGGUCGGGGACCGGCUCCAGAGGGACGCCUUCGGACCGCGGUGACCUGCGUGCUGCUGUCUCACUGCCCUGCAGUGUCAGUGCUGCCCUAGGAGAAGAUGGGGAAGGGUUGCAAGGUUGUCAUUUGUGGGUUGCUGUCUGUUGGGAAAACUGCAAUUUUGGAGCAACUCCUUUAUGGGAAUCACACUAUUGGUCCUGAGUUCAAUUCCCAGCAACCACUUGGUAGCUCACAACCAUCUGUAAUGGGAUCUGAUGACCUCUUCUGGUGUGUCUGAAGACAACGACAGUGAGUUCAGACUUGAAAAAAAAAAUUAAAGGGUGACCAUUUGGAGCUAGUUCUCACCGACCUUUCAGUGCGCCCCAGGAAUUGAACUCAAAAUACCACCAAGCUUGAGAGCCACCUUGAUGGUCCAAAACAUUUUUUUAGAAAAGCAAGACGCAUUUGGAUGAGGAUGGAAGACUGUGAAACGCUGGAAGACGUGUACAUGGCAUCUGUAGAGACAGACCGUGGGGUGAAGGAGCAGCUGCACUUGUAUGACACCCGAGGCCUGCAGAAAGGCGUGGAGCUGCCAAAGCAUUACUUCUCAUUUGCUGAUGGCUUUGUUCUUGUGUAUAGUGUGAAUAACCUUGAGUCCUUCCAAAGAGUGGAGCUUCUGAAGAAAGAGAUUGAUAAGUUCAAAGACAAAAAGGAGGUGGCAAUCGUUGUGUUAGGAAACAAACUGGACCUUUCUGAGCAGAGACAGGUGGAUGCUGACGUGGCACAACAGUGGGCAAGAAGUGAGAAAGUCAAGCUGUGGGAGGUGACAGUGACAGACCGGAGGACACUGAUUGAACCCUUCACUUUACUGGCCAGCAAGCUUUCUCAGCCCCAGAGCAAAUCCAGCUUCCCUUUGCCUGGGAGGAAAAACAAAGGGAACUCCAAUCCCGAAAACUGAGUCAAGCCUUGAAAUGUCUGUAGCCUGGCAUGAGGUUACGAUUUAACGUGGCCCUUCUCAGAUCACCUCUGGGCCUAAUGGAACCCCUAAGUGGUAAUUUAAUGCACUUUCUAAUUAAGUUAAUUACUUUAUAAUUAACCUAGUUUAUUGCUGUUGGACAUUAUUUUUUGCCUUUAUUUGAAACCUGUUCUUAUUUUGUUAUUUAUUCUGCACUUGUCAAUAAUAGCAAAAUAAAAUUUAGAGUAUGCAAUAUACCAUGGGAACUCUUCCAGCUUGUCAGGACUCUCAUACUCAUUGUAAUUUUAUGCAAAUGCCUUAUCCUUCCAUAAACGCAUGAAUAACAGGGGUGGCUGGGCUCGCUUGGCAAAGCGCCUUCCCCACUGAGUCACAGGCCCAGAACUCUUGUCUUACACAGAGCUAGAGAGAUUGCUCAGCAGGUAAGGCCGACGCCUUGCAGAACUUGUAGCACCUUUAACAGAUUCCAAGGGAUCCAGUGUCUUCUCUUGGUUUCUUCAGGCAUUUCAUACACUUAGUGCUCAUAUAUACAAGCAGAGAAAAUCACUCAUACACAUAGAAUAAUAUCUAAGGUUAAUCAUCUAAGAUUAUAGAGCUUGGCAAUUGCUUUGUGUACUUAAAUUGUCCCAAUAACAAUCUGGAUCUCUAAAUUCUCAUUUUACAGAGGCUUUGCUGAACAGAACAAGAGUGGUGGUUUUGUUUUGCUCUAUUAAGUAUUAAGAUCUUAGGGUUAGGACGAGGUGCUUUUGUAUUCAGCGCCCUGAUUUUAUUCUAUAAGCUAGGCCUGUGCUGGUGAUAAAAUUAAAUACUAGAGGGUCUUUUGAAAAUGGCUAGGCUGGAGAACAGGGAAACAUCCCUUUUCUUCUAAUAACCUUGCCAUAUACAAUAAAAUGCCAGAAAUAGAGUUACCAUUAGUUUUCCAUAUUAAUCUGAGUUUACAAUUUAAUUUAUGGAAAAUCUUUUAAAAAAGAUUGCCAACCCUAUACAAAGAACUAGGAAAUAAGUUGUUUAGUGUUUUCAACUGUAAAUAAUCUUUAACCAUUUAACUGAAAAGCAAAAUAUGAAACAAGGUAAAGAAUGCAUUAAGUACGGAACCUUCCUUCAACCAUGAGCAUUGCUGCUGCUUGCUUUUCUGUUGGUACUGUAGACUGAACUCAAGCUGUAUCAUUAGCCUUUUUAAGGAAGGGUUUGUUUGUUUAUUGGCUUUUCGAGACAGGGUUUUUCCCUGUAGCUCUGGCUGUCCUGGAACUCAUUCUGGCCUUGAACUCAGGAAUCAGCCUGCCUCUGCCUCCCAAGUGCUGGGAUUAAAGGUGUGUGCCACCACUGCCGGGCGAGAAAGGGUCUUAAUAAAUUACCCAGGCUUUGAACUUGGAAUCUUUGUGCCCAGACACCCUGAAUACUGGGACUACAGCCACCCGGUUUGCCCUUCAUCCCACUAAACACUGGCUGGUUGGAACUAUGUAGACCAGGCUAGCCUUGAUCUCAAGUCCUCCUCAGCUGGGAUUAAAGUUCUGUACCAUUAUACACAGUCUUGGCCAAUUCUUUUUUUAAAAAAACAUACUUUUUUGGUUAUCUCUCAGGUUAAGUCAGCCCGCCCUUCCAGGUACUUUUCUCUCAGCUUUGUCUUCUGAUAUAUUUUAUAUAGAUCCUGCCUGGUGUUUCUGUUUUUUCUUUUGGCUGCAUUUAGAUCUUGUGCUUUAAUAUACGUGGAAUUGUUUAUGUAAUUAAAAUGCUUUUUGAGACUGGGUGUCAUGUAGCCUAGGCUAGUCUCAAACCCAGUGUGUAGCUGAGGAUGACUCUGAACUUUAAUCCUCUGGCAUCCAAUCACCCUGGGAUGAAGGUGUGUGAAUGCUACUAUGCUCAGCGUUCACUUGACUGAGGCUGGAGCCAUAGCCAGCAGCAGUGCUACUGAGUCACUGAGCCUGCUCUGCAAGAUGAGCACCAGCUCACCAGAGUGGCUCAUUUCUCCUGUGUCUGCUGCCACUUCAUCUGCAGAUCAGAAAAUGCUUUGAGCAACAGGCAUUGAGUAUAUCUUUGACGCUUUAGCUGGCUUACACUGUUUUGUUUUUUGAGACAGGGUUUCUUUGUGUAGCCCUGGCUGUCCUGGAACUCACUUUGUAGACCAGGCUGGCCUUGAACUCAGAAAUCCACUUGCCUCUGCCUCCCAAGCCUGGGAUUAAAGGCGUGCACCACCACUGCCUGGCUGUUUAUUGUUUUUAAGAUAUCUCCAGGGGGCUAAAGAGAUGGCUCAGGGGUUAAGAGCACUGACUACUUCUUCCAGAGGUCCUGAGUUCAAUGGCCAGCAACCACAACCAUCUUUAAAGGAUCUGAUGCCCUCUUCUGGUGUGUCUGAAGACAGCUACAGUAUCUUUAUUUAUACACAUAAAUAAAGUCAUAAAAAGACAUCUCCAAAAUGUGCUGUGUAAGUAUCAGCUCUGGCAUAUAUUAAGUGAUAAGUAUUCCUUAACCUGCUUUCAGAAGCAAAGACUGCAGAGAGGAAAUGAACACAGCAGGGUCAGUAGUUGUUCUUAAUAUUGUUUAUUAGCACAAAUGCAGACGUAAGAAGUCUAAACCAAUUGACUGAACAAUUCCUAUUCCACACUUACAGUUAACAGCUUAAGGUAUUUCACUACAGGUUUCCACAAAUUGUGAUUCAACCCUUGAAGUAAUUUGCAUAUAAGAUAAAAUACAUUAACUACAUGGUGUCUUGUAGCCAGGUGUCCAUUUUACAUAUACGAGGUAACAAACUCAUCUUUGCAAACUUGUUAAAUACCAUUGUUUCCUUUUAAGAAGGAAAAACAAAUUCCAUUUUUUUUGAACAAGAAAAUAGGACUUUACAUAAAUGACAUGUACCUAUACAAAUUUAAGCUGAUCAAUGGAACACAAGUAUCUACACAUGCUUUCUUUUGUACUAAAAGUCAGCUAAUCUUGCAAAGUUUCAGCUCUAAAAGUCGCUAUUACCAGUUUGUCUACUGUAGCAAGAUACCUUAAGUUACAACAAAAUCCUGGGAAGUAAGACUGAAUAAUAUCUGAUAUAGAAAUAGCCUACUCUUUACCAACUCCCACCCCCACCCUUUCAAAAUCAUAAGCAGCUCUCUUCUGUGACAGACAAGUCAUGUAAGAACUGAAAACCCAGUUUAUGUAGCGUAUCUCUUGGUCCACUGUCUGGCCAUUCUGUCGUGUUCUGCUCUGUUGGUCAUGUACUGAGUGGCAAUACUUCCCACCAAAGGGUCAGCUGGAAGAAAAACAUGUAUGUUACUUUGGAGAAAGAAAAUCAGAUACUUUGCCCAUGUCUGAAACACUCACUGUCAGAAGGUGUUUUCUUCUAAUCUUUAAAAACAGUUUUUAAAAAGGUUUAUUUUAUGUUUUUGGGUACUCUGUUUGCAGGUUAUGGAUGUGGGCCCCUAGUGGGUGCUGGAAGCUGAACCCCUCUGCAAGAACACUUGCUCUUCAGCUGGGCCACUGUUUUAGCCCUUCAUCUAAUCUUAUCUAGAAGGGUGGGAGGAGUGGCCUUGGCUUCAUUUUCUUAUUCUACUUUAGUUCUCUCUCAACAAGUGACACUCUUUGUUCUCCAUGUGUAUGACCAAGGCUCCAAGACCAACUUUGUUCAACCAAUUAGAGCUGUAGAUAUUGGGAAGUCUCUCUGGCUGGUGCAAUUGGCAGUAUCUAUUGUAUAAUGUAUACCUAGAAAAGGCCAAAAACCCAGACUUCCAAAUAAAUGUGUUUCUCUGAAAAUGGAAUGCCUAGUUAAAUUUGUAUAUUUAAGCAGAAAAAUAAAUAAUUUCUUUCUUUUUAAAAA